AUUCCCACUGAGCAGACUUCGCGAGUUCGGCUUUCUCCAUCCCGACUUCUGAACCCAGCUUUUUGUCAACACCGAAAGGAGAAGACCCCAUUGUUGGAAGACGUAGACCUCAGAGUUUCGAACUUCUUCGCGAACCAGACUGUCUGAAAUGGCGGAACGGGCGCUUCAAUUGCAAAUUGCUGUGAGUGAACAUUUCCCGGCCUCUUAUUCAUUAUGCUCCAAGUACUCGGAAGCCGCGCAGUUCCUGAAUGAGCGUUUGUCACCGGAGCAGCUGACCAUGUUUAAAGACACUCCGUGGGGGCAUUUGCUGGAUGCUCCUGAGAUGCAAUUCUCAGGCCAGAUCAUCCACAUGCUGUUGUUACGCCUAGUGCGUCAACAACCAGCCGAUGAGUUGUGGUUUUGUGUGCGCGGGAAGCUCUUGAAGUUUACUUUCGCUGAUUUUGUCCGCAUAACCGGACUACCAUCUAAUGGAGAGAGGCCUGAGUUGUCCACGGAUAAAAAAAAACUCCAUUGUUAAGAAGUUUUUCAAAGGGCGGACUGAAAUUACCUAUCAGCAGUUGAAAAAUAGGAUGGAAGAGUACAAGGCUCCAAGUAAAGGUGAUCCACUACCCGGUGUUAAGCUUGCAUCUUUGUACUACACACAGUGUGUUCUGCUGUCUAGAGACAAACGGACCAAAAUAAGCCCAGAUUUUUUUAAAUGGAUUGAUGACUUUGAAAGUUUCAAGAAGUACCCCUGGGCGUUGGAAUCAUACAAUGCCACCGUGAAUCACAUGAAGUCGCUUAUGGUAGGCCAACCGAAGUUUUUCCAGGACAGCAAGAAAGACGAUCCUACGUACGACAAAAUGCGGAAUACGAUGUAUGGUUUUCCGCAUGUGUUGCAGGUUUGGGCAUACGAGAACAUACCGGACUUGGGAAAAUUAGCCGCUACAAAAGUUGGUGAAGAGGGUUGUGGAUUGCUUAACUGGAAAGCGGAACGCUAUUUUCACGCUGCAAAGCUUCAAGAAAAAGUAUUCUUUGAGGAGAGUGUGCCUGCUGACGAAGAUGGGGAUGAUUCUGUGUUGGGACAUUCGAUUGUGGUGGAAGAAUUAAAAAAACUAAGGACGUGUAUUGAAAGUUUGGACUCUCGGUUGAAAGUUGUUGAAGACAAUGUUGCUGAAAUGAAGGCGCUUGUAGUUGCACGCUUUGGAAAAUCUGAUGAAAACGCUGCUGCGAACCCCCUAUCUGGAGAGGAAGAGGUUGUUGCUGAAGGAAGGCCCCCAGUUCAUGAAGGAGGUUGUCAUACUCGUGUGAACCACAUUGUUGUAGAGGAUGAGGUUGUUGCCCAAGGAAGCCCCCCACUUGAUGAAGGACCUUCUCAUACUUCUUUGAACCCCCUAUCUGGAGAGGAUGAGGCUGUUCCCGAAGGAAGCCCCUCAUUUGAUCAAGGACAAUCUCAUACUUCUGUGAACCCUCUAUCUGGAGAGGAUGAGCCUGUUGCAAAAGGAAACCCCCCAAUCGAUCAAGCAGCUUCUCAGACUUGUGUGACCCCCCUUUGUGGAGAGGAUGAGGCCGUUGGCGAAGGAACCCACCCACUUGAUCACGUACCUUCCUAUACUGGUGUGAACUCUCUUUCUCAAGAGUGUCAUACACCCACAAACCUCAUGCUCUGCAGUUCUGAGUUAGGUGCCGAUAAAUUGCAUGAAAUAAGUGCAAAGGCCCCAUUUGAAAAUUUGGACUGGGCUGAUAUUGAUGAAGAUGGUGGGUCGGCUGCAAUAGAUGUCUUGGUGCUUGAAGACCAAUGCCGCAAAGCAAAGCUGAAAGGAAGAAAAAGAAAGUGCUCUAAGUACCAUUGUAGCCCAUUCACCGAUCCUACAAGAAAGAGGGCCAAAGUACAAAACAAGAACCGAAGCCCAACAUUUGUAGACAUACGCGAUGAUGAAUGGCUAGAGUUGAAGAAGUGGGUUGAAGAGGAUGACAACCUAGAACCAACCGUGGUUGUACUUGCUAUUACGGGCUAUAAUAAAGUGAGCCGCAAGUUUGUCCGAGAGCUGAUCGAACCGGAGGAGUGGUUGUCGAGUGAACACAUAGACGCACUUUGCUCACUCAUACAGAAGUCUAUGGUGAACAAAAAAAUUGGCCUCAUUGGUCCAUACUUUACGUAUACAAUUCUGAAUAAGGACAUUAAUGUACCUAAGCACUGGGCAGAAGACAGGUUACUUCCGCGAGUUAAUUGGUCAAGUUUUGAAAAGGUUUUAAUUCCAUUGAAUGUGGAUGGCCUACAUUGGAUCUUGACGGAAGUUGACCUUAAAGCGAAGGUGGUUAGAGUGUAUGACUCUUUGCGGAGUGCGAAAUCUAAAUCAACUGCCCAUCAUCUAUGCAUCAGACUACCUUACUUACUUAAUGUGAUAAAAUGCCCCGAAUCUGCUGCAGUUUCAGAUGAUUUCAAACCAUGGCCUGCCCAGGUUGUUCCUGAUGUACCGCAACAACGAGGGAGUUCGGAGUGCGGAGUGAUGAUGAUGGCAUUUGCGGAGCAUUUGGCAUUGGAGUAUCCUUUGACACCCGGAUGUGACUACGACAACAUGUUGGACAUGAGAAGCCAGUUUGCGGUGCGCCUAUGGCGUCUAAAGAAGACUGAUGUUUGACACCGUUUAAAUGACAUUAUUAGUGUAUUUGACAUUAUGUUUUGUACAAUAGUGUUGCGCUUUUUUGUACAAGGUUGUACACUGGAAUGCCAAACUAUAAUGCUUCCAU
This is a messenger RNA of Cuscuta epithymum, 2730 nucleotides long. The record is from the annotation of a GenBank genome assembly. Lineage: Eukaryota; Viridiplantae; Streptophyta; Magnoliopsida; Solanales; Convolvulaceae.